This is a messenger RNA of Scophthalmus maximus (turbot), 3778 nucleotides long. RefSeq names its product zinc finger protein GLIS1 (gene glis1a). Gene Ontology annotation, molecular function: RNA polymerase II cis-regulatory region sequence-specific DNA binding; DNA-binding transcription factor activity, RNA polymerase II-specific. The record is from RefSeq and is a predicted model, not a curated record. Gene Ontology annotation, biological process: regulation of transcription by RNA polymerase II. The transcript has 9 exons. NCBI's taxonomy places the organism in Eukaryota, Metazoa, Chordata, Actinopteri, Pleuronectiformes, Scophthalmidae. Gene Ontology annotation, cellular component: nucleus. Bases 316 to 2178 code for a protein of 620 amino acids.
CAGCCAGUGGAGCUCGCGCUGCGCAGACGGUGGGAGGCAGCGCGAGGCGAGGACGUGCGGACGAGCGUGAGCCAUGACGGGACACAGGACGAGCACGAGGGACGACUGACCACGCAGCAGUGUGGAACAAAUGACAGAAGAUUACGCACGAUGCCGGCAGCUGGAGAUCAAUCCGACACGAGAAACAGCUAAGCGGUGAAAGAUGCUGUGGACGUCUUUGCCUCCGAUGGAUUCCUAGAGUUUGCUCCGAGGCGAGUGAUCGCAGCGAUUCUACUCAAGGCGGCUCUUGGUGGAAGUCAGCGAGCGGGGGCCAGGAUGUGGCCCCCCGACCUCGGGCCUCCUGACGUCCAGCUGACUCUCCCCGGUUUUGGGAGUGUGUUCGAGGAGGCCGAGGACCUCCAGGCGCCGCUGUCCUCCGGCGGCCUGUGUCAGUCGUCCAUGCACUCGGGUGGCCUGUGCUGCCUGCCCAGGACGUCCCUGUCCCUGUCCUCCCUGGGGCGAGACCUCACCUCCUUACUCAGCUGCAAGACCAAUGGACCUCACAUAGAAAAGUCUGUGGAGGACUUCGCCACCACGGCGCACAUAGACCCCAAGAACACCCAGAGGUUCGGUUGUUACCCUCAGCCCUCCCUCCCUCUGUCCUACAUGCUCUCCGGCUGUGCCACAUCUCCCACUUUCUGCUCCCCCUCGUCCUCCGUUUCCUCCACGUCCUCCUCGUCGUCCUUAUUUUUCGCCUCUUCCUCGCCUCUGUCCGACGCCAACCACAAAGCGUCCGAGCAACAUCGAAAAGCGCAAGGCGACUAUCACCCCAUCAAACAGGAGCCCGCAGAUGAUUUCUUGCCGUGUAAGAGGGAGCCGUUUCAAAUGAGCAACCAGCAGGGGGGGCUGUUUCACGUCGGCCAGCCGCUCGAACGCCGCAGCGGUCAGGACGGCGCCCGGACCCCGCUGCACUCGCCGAAGCUGAGCGGCCCCGUGGGACAGAACCCUGCCGCGGACCAACAGGAGCUGGUGUGUCACUGGAUCGACUGCAGUGCCGCUCACGGCAGCCAGGAAGAGCUGGUGAGGCACAUCGAGAAGGUGCACAUCGACCAGCGCAAGGGGGAGGAGUUUGCGUGUUUCUGGGCCGGCUGCGUGCGGCGCCACAAACCCUUCAACGCUCGCUACAAGCUGCUCAUCCACAUGAGGGUUCACUCUGGAGAAAAACCCAACAAGUGCAUGUUUGAGGGCUGCGCCAAGGCCUUCUCCCGCCUGGAGAACCUGAAAAUCCACCUGAGGAGCCACACGGGAGAGAAGCCGUACAUCUGCCAGCACCCCGGCUGCCUCAAGGCCUUCAGCAACUCCAGUGACCGGGCCAAACACCAGCGCACGCACCUGGACACGAAGCCGUACGCCUGUCAGAUCCCCGGCUGCACCAAGCGCUACACGGACCCGAGCUCCUUGCGGAAGCACGUCAAGGCCCACUCGGCCAAAGGCCUUCAGGAGAGGGAGGUCAAGGUUCAAGUGCACGCGAUGCUGGAGUCGGACGUCCUGAGCGACUGUCUGGCCAGGCAGCAUCUCCACGGCUCCGCCUCUUCCCACCGCGGCGGCGGCGGCUCGGCCUUGCCGGGCUUGGACGACUUCGCAGGCGUUUACCCAAACAGCGGCGCCGUCCGCAGCCGGGCGACUUCAGACUUCCUCCCUCCGUCCGCAGACGCCUGCUCCAGGUAUCAAGGCCUGGAGGGGAACUUUGACGCCAACAGCCCGAUAUCUCCGUUAACGAGCCCGGGGAGCAUGAGAGAGGGGAACAGGCCGGCGUCGCUGUUCAUGGCCGCCGACGCCGGCCCGGCGAGCUCCUCGUCCGACGGAGCGGACGUCCGGCUGCAGGUCUACCACAAACCCUACAGCCACCAGCAGCACGUCAUCUCGCAGCAGCAGCAGCAGCAGCAGCAGCAGCAAGGUUGUCUGUAUGAGGAAGGGAAGGCGCUUCAACCGGUCAACGACGGAGGAUUUGAAGCCGCCGGCUACUUCACGAACACCUCCACCUGCCACUCCGCAGGGUUCGACUUGUUGCAGGACCUGCAGGGCCAGGCGGGCGGCGGUUACGCCAUGUCCCCCUGCCCCGACGACAGCUUCCUCUUCCAGGCGGGAGGCGUCGACCGCUGCCUCAAUCAGAUCUACUCCAUCUACCUGGACUCGUGAUGGCCGCCAGCAGCCGGACGAGGCAAAUAACCUCGAUAAAUCGCUUCGUUUUCUCUCUAGCAACCAAAUGAGAGAUGAGUGACGGACAAUCGCAUCAAUGGCCAAAGAGGGAAAUCUGGCCAGAUUAUAGAUGUAAAUAGCAGUGACUUUUUGAUUCAGAGAUGAACACAGCAUUUGUCAUCUGGAUGGAAUGAGCUAUAUGCCUCAUUUAUUAGUUUGAUCCUUUCGACAGUCAGACAUCCAGCUGAACGCUGCCUCGUCCGCAGCUCUGACACCAGGAAAUGAUGAAAACAAUAUUCAAAUGAACAGAAUGGGAUCUUUUGCGUUUCCCCAACAUGGGGUCGAUAAAUACAUGUGUUAGAGGUCGGCAGAUGAUGAAGACGUAGUUAAACAUCGUUCUGCGGCGCAAAAAUCCUACUAAUUUUUCAGAUUUUUCUCUAGUUGUCAUUUUUAUUUGUGUCAAAUUUACAUUUUGACAGAAUUCCAGCAGUUUGAACGAAGAGAUAUUUUGGGGUUCAACUGCUCAUAGACAACUCAUCGACAUACUGAAUGCAAGGUGCGAUGAGUGGCUGCAAAGUGCUUAAUUAUUAAAAUGUCACAAGCCAAAAAGGCUGGGAGCCAUUGAGUUAAUGGAAUAGUUUAAAAUCUUGCGAGAAAUAUGCUUAUUCGCCUUUUUUUGCCGAGAGUUAAAUGAGAAUAUUGAUCACAUUCUGAAAUCUGUAUAACAGCUUAGCUUUGGACUGUAAAACAGUGGGGAAAAGGCGAGUCUGACUCGGUUCAAAGACAACUGAAGUAGUGUAGCAACAUUAGCAAUAUAUCUCAUUUGUAUAGUAUGAAGAAGUGUAAAAAUGACAGCUCAUCAUUUGCAGGUGGAUUAUGCGACGGACAAUUUCUUUGCCACAAGUGUAGCGACGUCCCAGACUCAUUAUAUUCAUAUUUUCCCAAAAAUGGCUAUCUAUUGUUUUAAAGUGUGAGUUCCCCUCAGCUGCCAAAAAAUAAAUUUGCACAACUGUGUCACUGAGCAACCUGCAACUGCUGCACAGGAGGAGAGAGUGAACUGCAGUAGUGCUGCCCCCUAGUGUCUGAAUGAAUGUACACACUCCACACACACAACCUGAGGAGCAGAGUGGGUCAGUGAAUCACUCCUGGGACGUGAACUCUGAGGAGCAGAUGAAAUGAAUCAGCAUUAAAAUGUAUUUACAGUCCGGCUGUCAUGAUCUGAGAGGUGCCAACGACUGAGUUUUAAUUAUGUGUAUUCUAACAAGCAAUCAAGACAGAAGCAUAAUCAAUCUCCUUUUUGUUUUUUUAUACAUUUGCCUCUUGUUCUCUUCUGCACAGUGCCUUGUACGUGUUUGUUGUACAGUUUCCAUCAGUGUGACUUUCCAUCGAGGGAGGUGUGCAUUGUUUACAAUAAGUUCCCUGCACUUUUUUCUUUCCCGGAAAAAAAAAAAGACCAACCGGAGGGAAAAAAAAAUGUUUACACUGAUUUUGUAGCAAGUCAGAGAUUUCAUAUUAUUGUCGUUGUUGAACAGUGUGUAAACAAUGUGUAUAAAAAAAAUUGCAUCUUGUCUUUUAUAUCAAAAUAAAAAGUUUGUUUGUA